AUGGCAACAUCACCAACUACUAGUUCCCCAAAAAAUCAACCCCUCGCAAGUUCUUAUAUAAAACCACAUAAAAAUUUUACGUUUUCUUUUGCUAAUGAAUCCAAUUCUUUUCAACAAGGAGUAUUGGGUGAUUCUGAUAGUUAUUUAGAAGGAAAUUUACAUUUAAGAUACACAAAACCUAAAUUAAUUAGAAGUGUAACUUUAGAUUUUAAAGGUUUUGAAAAAACUUCAUGGUAUAAAGCUCAAGCUAGAACCAAGGCGGUUUAUUCUGGUGACCAAAUUUUAGCAGAAAAAAGUGAAGUAAUUUGGGAUAAUUCAAGGGAACAAAGUGUUACAGAAUUAGAUAUUCCUUUUAAAAUCUUUCUUCCUUAUAAUUUACCUGAAACGGUUGUUACAGAAAUUGGUCAAGUUAAUUAUAUCCUUCGUGCUACAGUUAAUCAAAAAGGUUCAAUAAUUACUUCAUCAUCUCAAAUCGUUGAAAUACAAUGUCCACUUAAAAGAACUUUAAUGUUAGAUACAACAAAUGUUUCAACUUUUAAAUUACGUGGUGAAUCAAGAAGUGGAAUUGAUUACACUUUCACUUUACCUCCCAAUAAAAAUUUUAAUUUGGGAACGUAUGUAUCAAUUCCCAUGAGAAUAAGAUUUUUACGUCCAGGAGUUAGUGUUGAAAGAAUUGAAAUUGCAUUAAAAACAUGUAUGGAUUUUAGAUGUUCUAAUCCUAAUGAAACGCGACAUCUUAAAGAAACAUCAGCGACAUUAAUUGUGCCUAGACAAGAAAUUGUUUAUUUACAAUCAAAUUCACCACAUUAUGAAGGUGAAUGCAUUCAUACAAUUAAUUUAUUUGUUCCUCGAAGUGUUCAACCAACAUAUUCUGGUCGUUUUAUAAGUAUUACACAUCAAUUUUGUAUAAAAUUUUGUUUAUGGGGAGCAGAUAAAGAUUUUCAAGUAGAAGAAAACGUUUAUCAACGUCAUCAUCUUCAAAUUCGAUGCUGGAAACUCUACCAUCAUUUCCUUAUGAUGGAGAGUUAUUUGAUGGCAAAUAUUUACCAUCAACACCAACAACAACUUUUAUAUCAAAAUAAAAGUCCUAUAUAUAUAGCUCCAAAAUCUCCACCUAUGACUCCAACUCCUCCUCUUUCGAUGGUUAAUAUGUACAAGGAAAUGUUACCUGGAUCUACUACUCCUACUUCUUCUGCUGCUUCAAUUAAUUCCACUACCGCGACUGACCGUUCUUCUUCUCAGAAUUCUUCCAAAUUACCUCCUUACGAACGAUCUCAUCUGAUGACUUUGGAAAGAUCUAUUACUCCAACAACCUCAACAACAAUAUAG
Messenger RNA from Diversispora eburnea, 1329 nucleotides. The record is from the annotation of a GenBank genome assembly. Lineage: Eukaryota; Fungi; Glomeromycota; Glomeromycetes; Diversisporales; Diversisporaceae.